AGUUUCCUCGACCUCCCUAGCGAGCUUCGCAAUACGAUAUACGAACUCCUUUUAUUGCGAUCGACAUCUAUCAAUCCUUGGCACCGAGUCCGAUACGAGCUCGUGACUGGGCUUUUUCGCGCUAGUAAAAAAGUUCACCAUGAAGUUACGUCGCUGUUCUACGGCCAAAACCGUUUCGAUUUUACUCAUAUCGACCCCCAGACCCUGGCCUUAUUCCUUGAGCAAAUCGGAAGUCAAAACUCAGGCUAUAUUCGCCAUAUAUUGAUCGAGUUUCCAGAUUUCCUCUAUCUAGACCCUGGUGAUGUCACCCUCAACGAGGGCAGCGUCAGCUUGCUCGCGGGCGUUCAGAGAAGCUACGGUAAUCUAAGCUCACUCACAACGUCUUUGCAUAGUACAAAUGCUCUAGAACAGCGGCUCGACCAACUAGACCACUUUGGCGUUGCUGCUGAGGCGCUGGAACUCGUCAAUGCUCGCUUCAGAGCCAUUUCGUCAACACAAGAGAUCAUUCUCGAGGUAUACGAGAAUAGACCGGGGUAUCAAGUAAGAAAGAAAAUGGAGGAUCUCGGAUGGAAAUUCAGCACAUCAGUUUAUGUGGAAGAGGAGGACUAG
Molecule: messenger RNA, 609 nt
Organism: Emericellopsis atlantica
Lineage: Eukaryota; Fungi; Ascomycota; Sordariomycetes; Hypocreales; Bionectriaceae
Exons: 1
Source: RefSeq, a predicted model, not a curated record